Molecule: messenger RNA, 1038 nt
Organism: Poecilia latipinna (sailfin molly)
Lineage: Eukaryota; Metazoa; Chordata; Actinopteri; Cyprinodontiformes; Poeciliidae
Product: stonustoxin subunit beta-like
Exons: 4
Coding region: 17-982 (321 amino acids)
Molecular function (GO): protein binding
Source: RefSeq, a predicted model, not a curated record
AAGACCAUACAUUUUGAUGAAUUAUUCAAUAACAGAUUUUCCUCCCUGUCUCCUCAGACUGAGUGGCUGUAACCUCUCAGAGAGAAGCUGUGAAGCUCUGUCCUCAGUUCUCAGCUCCCAGUCCUCCAGUCUCAGAGAACUGGACCUGAGUAACAACAACCUGCAAGAUUCAGCAGUGAAGCUUCUCUCUGCUGGACUGAAGAGUCCAAACUGCAACCUGGAGACUCUCAGCUUAUCAGGCUGUUUGGUCUCAGAGGAAGGCUGUGCUUCUCUGGCCUCAGCUCUGACCUUUAACCCCUCCCAUCUGAAAGAGUUGGACCUAAGCUACAAUCAUCCAGGAGACUCAGGAGUGAAGCUGCUGUCGGCUGGACUGAAGGAUCCAGACUGGAGACUGGAAGCUCUCAGGGUGGAGCCUGCUGGAGGCCCAUUCUUGACACCAGGUCUGAGGAAGUAUUCCUGUCAACUCACCAUCGACACAAACACAGUGAGCAGAAAACUCAAACUGUCUGAAGACAACAGGAAGGUGACAUAUCUGGAGGAGCUUCAGUCAUAUCCUGAUCAUCCAGACAGAUUUGAUGAACCUCAGCUGCUGUGUAGAACUGGUCUGACUGGUCGCUGUUACUGGGAGGUCGAGUGGAGAGGAGGAGUUUUUAUAUCAGUGAGUUACAGAAGAAUCAGGAGGAAAGGAGACAGUAGAGAAUCUAGGUUUGGAUGGAAUGAUCAUUCCUGGAGUCUGAGAUGCUCUGAUGUUCAUGGUUACUCUGUCUGGCACAAUAACAUAGAAACUCGUCUCUCCUCCUCCUCCGUCUCUAACAGAGUAUCAGUGUAUGUGGACUGUCCUGCUGGCAUUCUGUCCUUCUACAGAGUCUCCUCUGACUCACUGAUCCUCCUCCACACCUUCAACACCACAUUCACUGAACCUCUGAUUCCUGGAUUUACAGUCUGGUGGCCCAGUUCUGGUUCUUCAGUGUUUCUUUGCUGAUUUGAGUCUAAAGAUUUUCCUCCUGUCAGAGAAACUUUCUCAUUGUUGAACAGAUG